This is a messenger RNA of Trypanosoma theileri, 993 nucleotides long. RefSeq lists its product as uncharacterized. The record is from RefSeq and is a predicted model, not a curated record. Bases 1 to 993 code for a protein of 330 amino acids. Lineage: Eukaryota; Euglenozoa; Kinetoplastea; Trypanosomatida; Trypanosomatidae. The transcript has a single exon.
AUGUCUGCGUGGGCCUCUGGCAGUCUAGUUGAAAGGCUUAAGCAGCAAAAACUAUCUGCUGCGACCAACAAAGACGCAGUUCCACCACCUGCUGGCCCCACCGUACCUACCACAUCAAGCACCGCAAGCAAUAAGAGUAAUACUAAUAAUACUACUACUACUACUACUAAUAAUAAUAAUAUUAACAAUAACAAUAACAAUAAUGUUAUCAACGCCCCGAAUCAUGCUCCUCAUGUUCCUCCACCAGCAGUGGAUAACAAUGCCGCCGUCACUCAAAAAGCGAAGCCGGUAGUUUCCCCCACCCGGGACCAACAGCAGAAAGAGAAACAACAACAAGAGGAAGAAAAGCAAAAACAACUUCUGCAGGAAGAGGAGGAGGAUGAGGAGAAACUCGUUAAAAUUGGCGUGCUUUCGCUACCUCAAGAAAUAGCGAAGCUUGCCUCUGUUGAAUUUACGUUUGUCGGUACUGUGAAGACACCCCCACGCCCAGUAGAGGAGUGUAGUCGCCCAGCAGUUCCCGCUGCACGCGAGGCGACAUCCACAACGGCAACGUUUGUGCCGCAAAAUGUGCACCACAGAGUUGCGCCAGUGAGUGAGACGAGUCAUGCCUAUCCCAUGCACCAUCACCACCAUCAUCACCGCCCCCACCAGUAUCAACAACAACAACAACAACAACAACAACAGCAGCAGCAGCAAUACUACCAUUACCAACAACACGCACAACCACAACCACAACAGCCACCGCCACCCCCACAACAGCGAUAUAUGCAGCACGGCAUGGCAGGGCAAUCAUAUCAAGACACCUAUGGUGCCAUGCCGUAUAAUAUGAGCCCGUACGCUGCUCCUUAUCACCCACGUAUGUAUAAUGGUUAUCCUGGUAUGGGCAUGUACGGUGGUAUGGGGGAAUAUGGUGGUUUCUCGCUCCAGGGAAGACCCGCAUAUUAUCCACCCCCUCAAUCUCAGAUGGGUCCGUACGUUCCGCCUCAACAGUAG